AUGGCACCCAAGGAUAAAUACACCGACCCCAAGCUGCGCGACAAGGUGAAGAAAGAGGUCCACAAUAGCGAUAAAGGAGGCAAACCUGGCCAAUGGUCUGCACGGAAGGCGCAAAUGAUGGCUGCCGAAUACAAGAAGCGCGGCGGUGGAUACACCACGUCCAAGGAAGAUGGGCAGAGCGAGUCACAGCGGCAUCUAGAGCAGUGGACCAAGGAGGACUGGCAGACGAAAGAAGGGUCCGGCACGGCGCGUCAGGACGAUGACAGUCGCAAACGGUAUCUCCCCAAGGAAGCGUGGGAGCAGAUGAGUGAAGAGGAGAAAAAGGAGACUGAGAACAAGAAGAUCAAGGCCUCGAAAAAGGGGGAGCAGUUCGUCGGAAAUACCACCAAGGCUAAGUCGGCCAGGAGGAAGGCCAGUCGUGAUGCCGAAGAGGGAGAUGAGCAGGAGGAUAAAGAGAAAGGAAAAGACGACACUGAUCGAGCUAGGCCGCGGACACGACAAGCUAGUGGACGCCAGAAGAAUGGAGAUGAGAACAAGAAUCCUUCUUCUGACGAGGAGUCAGCGAAUGAUCAGCAGAAGAAUAGCAAGAAGGGUGCAGGGGUAAAGAGGGCAUCACAGCAGACACAGACGCAGUCAUAUACCAAGAAGCAGAAGACUGAAAAUGAGAAUCAGAACAAGAAAGAUGACAAGGAAGAAGAGGAAGAAGAGGAAGAAGAGGACGAGGAGUACGAAGACAAUGAAAAUGGGAAAGAGGAAGCAGAAGCAGAGGAGGAAGCGGAAGAUGAAGAUUAA
Molecule: messenger RNA, 792 nt
Organism: Penicillium macrosclerotiorum
Lineage: Eukaryota; Fungi; Ascomycota; Eurotiomycetes; Eurotiales; Aspergillaceae
Exons: 2
Coding region: 1-792 (263 amino acids)
Source: RefSeq, a predicted model, not a curated record